AUGGCCGUGGUUGGUUUUCUUGGCGACAUUGGCGCCAAUGUUACAGAUUAUGGCAAUGAUAUUGGUUCUGGUGGCAGAUCUGUGAAUUCCAUUGGCGUGUUCCGUAUAAUUAUUCAACUUCUUCUAUUGUUUAUUAGAAUAUUUCUCAAGUUAGGCAGUCGUUUACUCCAGCUAGGACAGUCCCGUUUGAAACCUGUAGAGGAGGGGGAUUUUUGUGUUCACACCAGUGUCUUACCUCGCAAUCCGGACUCUGGUUCGUGCUCUCCCAAUGAAUUCAAGGAGACGCUGCUUGAUGAAGUAACCGGGCUAAGCGAGAUAAGCAAGCACUCUUUUGAAGAUAAGCUUUAUGAGAACAUUAUUUCUGCCAUUGAUAUCGUCGACAUCGUUCAUUUUCACGGAUAUAAGAUUCAUGAACAUGUUGUGAGAACAAAAGAUGGUUACCUUCUCUCUAUUCACCGUAUUAUGCCUAAAGAUUGCAGCUCUGCGACGAAUUUGGACGGAAGACCCGUUGUUUACAUGCAACAUGGUCUCCUAACAAACAGUGAGUUGUUUGUACUUGGGGAUACAAGCUCCAGGUGUUUACCAUUUCGUCUUGUGGAUCUUGGCUAUGAUGUUUGGCUGGGAAACAACCGUGGAAAUAAGUACUCGAGAAAGCACCUGGUCUUAUCAGCAGAAGAAAAUAGAUUCUGGGAUUAUUCCAUGGACGAAUUUGCUCUCUUUGAUAUUCCCGAUUCAAUUAACCAUGUCCUAAACGUCACCAAGCAGUCGAAUCUAAGUUAUAUUGGUUUCAGUCAAGGGUCUGCACAGGCCUUGGCGGCUCUCUCGCUAAAUCCAGAGCUAAACUCCAAAAUUAAUGUAUUUAUAGGGUUAUCUCCUGCAUUGAUCCCCAGGGGAUUGAACAAUCCUUUCUGUUCGUUUCUUGCCAACUCUGCACCGGAAUUGUUGUAUGGUUUCUUUGGAAGACGAGCCAUUCUACCUUCGGUCAUCUUCUGGCAGAAGUUGUUUGGUCCAAAGAUCUUUGAGCAGGUGGUGGAUCUUUCGCUUAAGUUUUUGUUCGAUUGGAAGUCUGAGAACAUAAGUCUUACCCAGAAAAAGGUGGGAUAUCCUCACCUGUUUUCGCCAUCUUCGGUGAAGUCUGUAAUUCAUUGGUUCCAGAUCAUCAGCAGUAGAAGAUUCCAGAUGUUUGAUGACGGAGGUUCAUGUGGAUCGAAGUUGGUUUAUCUUAGUGGCGCCGGAACAAAGGCUAAUAGGGUAGCACCUUUUCCUACAAAGACGAUUACAACACCUAUGUUGCUCAUUUACGGGGAAUCAGAUAUGUUAAUCGAUAUUGGGAGGACUCUUGAUGAGCUUUCUUGUAAUGUGGAAGUUAUUGGAAUACCAGGCUAUGAGCAUAUGGACACUUUAUGGGCUAAAGAUGUUGAAACCACUGUUUUCGAUAAGGUGGCCGAGAAAUUAAAUUAUUACAAUGGGACAAUUAAAGAAAAAUACUUAGAACUAUAA
Messenger RNA from Brettanomyces nanus, 1500 nucleotides. RefSeq lists its product as uncharacterized. Gene Ontology annotation, biological process: lipid metabolic process. The coding region runs from base 1 to 1500 and encodes 499 amino acids. The record is from RefSeq and is a predicted model, not a curated record. The transcript has a single exon. Lineage: Eukaryota; Fungi; Ascomycota; Pichiomycetes; Pichiales; Pichiaceae.